This is a messenger RNA of Neltuma alba, 2782 nucleotides long. Its product is annotated as nucleolar protein 10. Bases 344 to 2425 code for a protein of 693 amino acids. Gene Ontology annotation, cellular component: 90S preribosome; nucleolus; small-subunit processome. NCBI's taxonomy places the organism in Eukaryota, Viridiplantae, Streptophyta, Magnoliopsida, Fabales, Fabaceae. Gene Ontology annotation, biological process: maturation of SSU-rRNA from tricistronic rRNA transcript (SSU-rRNA, 5.8S rRNA, LSU-rRNA). The transcript is spliced from 16 exons. Gene Ontology annotation, molecular function: protein binding. The record is from RefSeq and is a predicted model, not a curated record.
UCUAGGUUUUCAUGUAUGGGGCUCCUGCAUCAUCAACACCGUUGUGUUUGGUCCUUCUUCGCUGCUCCUCUGCAGCAAGUUACGCGGGAAACUGAUAAUAGCCGCUGGCCUCUGCUGCACGUUAGGAGAAGACCUGUACAGCCUCCUCGAGCUGCCCAGUCAUAUCCCUCUGUUCUCCAAAAAUUUCUACGUUCUUCUGCGAGCCUCUCAUCAUCCGAAGAUCACGAGUCUCAGAGAAAAAGCGGCUGUCUUCGCAGUUAUUAACAACGAAGAGGAAAGUGAUCCAUAUUCGUCUCGGGAGAUUAAGCGGGAAAAACUCAUCCUCUUACGGAGAUAAGCAACAAUGGCGACCCGAGAUGGUGGUAUCAAGGCCACCUCAAUAAACGGCGUUAAGUUGUAUACUAUAGCAUCCCAGCAACCCUCACGUGCUUCAUGGCUUCCUUCCAAGAAGCAGAAGUCUCAUCGGAAGAUAAAGAGUUACACGGAAAAUGUGCAACUGCUGCAAGAUUUGAGAUUUGAUAAUGCAACAACUAAAAUUAAGGCAACUCCUGAUGGGGAGUAUAUCAUAGCAUCAGGUAUAUAUCCACCUCAAGUAAAAGUAUACGAGGUUAGGGAGCUUGGGUUGAAGUUUGAAAGGCACCUAGAUUCUGAGAUUGUCGAUUUUCAGGUUUUAAGCGAUGACUAUUCAAAACUUGCAUUUUUGUGUGCUGAUCGAUCGGUUUGUCUUCACGCCAAAUAUGGAAAACACUAUAGUUUGCGAAUACCAAGGAUGGGUAGGGAUAUUGCUUAUGAUUGCUGGUCCUGUGACUUGCUUUGUGCUGCCUCUUCACCAGAUUUAUACAGAAUCAAUUUACAGCAGGGACGAUUUCUUCCCUCCCUUUCCACUCAAUCCCCAGCUUUGAAUGUAGUAUCUCGAAGCAAGUUUCAUGGUCUAGUUGCCUGUGGCGGUGAAGAUGGUGCUGUGGAAUGUUUUGACGUGCGAGAGAGAUCUUCAAUUGGCAGAAUCGAUGCCACUGGACCAAGUGGUGAUGUUGACCAGGAGGUCACUGCAAUAGAGUUUGAUGAUGGAGGUUAUUUAAUGGCUGUUGGAAGCAGUGCAGGGAAGGUGCUCAUCUAUGACUUGCGCUCAUCGCAUCCUGUACAAAUUAAGGAUCACAUGUAUGGAAGUGCCAUAUUGGAUAUUAAGUGGCAUCAUACUCUUAAUUAUGAACGACCAAAGUUAAUUACCAGUGAUAAGCAUGUUGUUAGAAUAUGGGAUCCUGAAUCGGGAGAAGGCAUGACCAGCAUUGAACCAACAGCGGGAAUAAUAAAUGAUGUAUGUACAUUUAGUGGCAGUGGCUUGAUCCUGCUGGCCUUAGACUGCAGCCAAAUACCAUCUUACUUUAUACCAGCCCUUGGACCUGCUCCCAAAUGGUGCUCAUCCCUAGAAAAUUUUACGGAGGAGCUAGAUAUGGCUGGACAAGCAACUAUUUAUGAUUAUUAUCAAUUUUUGACAAAAGAAGAACUUGAGAGGUUAAAUUUGACCAACUUGAUUGGUACCAAUCUACUCAGAGCCUACAUGCAUGGCUUCUUUAUUAAUUAUUCAUUAUACAAAAAGGCAAAAGCACUGGCAGAUCCUUUUGAGUAUGAAUCAUAUAUUGAACAGCAGAAGCAAGAAAAACUGGAAGCUGAACGCGCAUCACGGAUAACGAUUAGGAGAAAAUUACCAAAAGUUAAUCGGGCCCUUGCAGCUCGCCUUCUUGAAAGUGAAGAAGCUGAAAAUGAAAAGGAUGCUGUUGAUGAUGAAGCUAAAAAGGUUUCUAAGAAAAAGAAGAGCAUUAGUAUGCAGGAUCUUAAAGAUGACCGAUUUGCUGCAAUGUUUACGAACAAGGAUUAUGAGAUUAAUCCUUCCUCACAAGAAUAUUUGGCUUUACAUCCCAUGGCAUCUUCUAAGAAGCAAAGUUCCUUACUGAAGGAGCAUUUCGAACCUGUCAUGUCUGAUGAAGAGCAGAGUUCAAGUGAUUCUGAUGGGUCAGCCUCAUUAGAAGACGAAUCUGCAAAUCGACUGAAAUCUAAACCUCAGGUCCCAAGAAUGUAUGAAAUCAAGAACGAGUUACAUGCGGAGGCAUUCUGGAAGCAGAAGUCCCUUGCAGAGGAGGACUCGCUUCCAAUUGGAGAUAGACUAGCCACUCUGAAAGACGGCGAAAGGUCUUCUGCGAUGCGGGAUGGUGUGAAGAUGGGUCCUGGAGGUUCACGAGAGAUUACUUUUACCACUAAAAGCUCAUCCAAGUACAAGGAAGACGAAGAAGACCAACCUCGCAAGAGAAGGGGAGUUCAAUCAUUGGGGCUUAAGCCAGACAAUUCCAGUUUCGGUCAAGGAAGGGGAAGGGGAAGGGGAAGGGGCAGAGGCAGGGGCAGGGGCAGGGGUGGCAGAAAUCGUCGGUGAAUCACCUUUUUUAGUGAAUAUAACAUUUGGUGGCUUGAAUCCGGUGCCCAUGUAUACCCCGAUAUUCCAUUUUGCGUUUUCCUAUUCCAAUUCGGGGAUUUUGUGCUAAUUAUUUAUAGGUUUGUUGUAAUUUUUUUCUAAUCUGAUCUUAAAUAUUAUUUUAACAAAAAAUGAUAAUGCGUUUCUUCAAGACUAGUCGUCAAAUUUUGACGUUAAGAACGAUUUCAACUUUAAUAUUCAAUAUAAUGCGUCCUUUUGAUGUUAGGUGUAAUUUGUGGAAAAAGAUAUCAUAGGUCAUUUGUGGCGUGUAAUAGGAAAGGAGAUGCAAUAACAAAGGUUUAUGUUAUUUUGAAAUUA